ACAAAAAGUCGAUAUCAACAGACAACAACUAAAUAUUUUUAAAUAUGUUUUUACUUUUUAGUUUUUUGAAAUACAAAUUUCAAUAAUUACAUAUCACGGUUAACGCGACAAAAAAUGUUAAGUUUUUCUAGUUUAAGCAGUACAAUAAGUGUAUAACUGACAUACUUAUAAGCAAAACCGACAAAAUCGAAUUGACAAACAAAAACUCAUCAAAUGUUUUAUUUAAGCACAAUGAAAAAAAAAAAAAAAUUAAACUUGCACCAGUGAACGAAAAUAAUGAAAUGUUACUCGAUAGUCGGCAGUUGUUAGUUUGUUAUUGAGUUUAUUAUCUGUUCGUUGAGUGAUGAACGGUAACUAUUGGCCACGAGAGCCAUCUCUGUGUGCGGCCGACGAAAUGAAGCGCCCGACUAUGGUGGCUGACGAACGUCUCGCUUAUUGGGCGCAUUGUCACAACUAUCAGUUGGGGGACAAAAUCGGCGAAGGAUCAUUUGGUAAGGUGUUCAAAGCUUUACACACGAAAAGCAAUACAAUAGUUGCGUUCAAAUUCAUUUAUAAACUAGACGAGUGGAAAACUUUACAGCAAGAAGUCGUGAUCCAACAGAAACUAAACCAUCCCAACAUCGUCAGGAUGAUAGAAUCUUUUGGAAAUGAAAACGGGAUUGCAUUAGUCAUGGAGUUUGUACCUCGAUCGCUCAAAGAAAUCAUCGAGUUUGAAGGUAUUUUAAGUGAAGAUAGGACACGUGUGAUUAUUUGUCAUCUUGUGUCGGCUCUUCAUUAUUUACAUAAGAACAACAUUUUACACAGAGAUCUAAAACCGCCAAAUAUAUUACUAGACCAUAAUGACGUUGCGAAAUUAUGUGAUUUUGGUUUAGCAAGAUUAAUGUUGACGGGUACACAAGUAUUAACACAAGCGUCACUCAAAGGAACUCCUCUGUACAUGGCUCCAGAAGUGAUAAACUCUCCGGUUAUACCUCCUACCUAUAAUCACAAUGCCGAUUUAUGGUCGUUGGGAUGCAUAGCCUACCAUUUACUGUGUGGCAAACCACCGUUCGAUACAAAAUGUUUAAUGCACUUAGUGCAAAUGAUGAAAGAUCAACCGAUUCUAUUGCCCAAAACAGUAUCUCCAUCCUGUCGCAGUUUUUUGGAACAACUUUUACAAAAAAAUCCUUUGGAAAGGCUCACAUGGCCUACUCUGUUACAUCACGAAUUUGUACGAAACCGAGUGUACACCACAGACCGAAAUCGAGACAAUGACACAUCGUCGGAACUCGACGAUAUUGUGUCGCCGUUGCAUACAAUGAGAAUUAAUGAAGAACUACACACCAACGAUUCUUCAACCAGUGAAAAUUCACUGACAUCUGCAGGCGACACAACCGAGGAAGAUUUGAGGUCGAGUCAAUCCAGUUGGUGCUCGGAAACGUGUCCGGAGUUGGAUAUAUGUUCUAACAAAACAAACUCUACAAGUAAUAACACCAACAAUAAUGAUUUUAUGAGCGAAGAAUGGAUUGUAUUUCUUCGACAAAGUGCUUCAGAGGUUUUGUCCGGAAAUUUAGCGUCCAUGAAUCAAAAAAGCUUUAUACUAGUAGUGUUAUCGUCUCUGAAAAGCAUCACCGUGUCUUCCAAGUUGUUACAUUAUGUCGUUACACUGUUAGCCGUACCGUUUGUUACUCCUAAUGUUCAACAGAACGACAAAGACGCAAUAACUCGAAUUUAUGUGGAAUCCAACGUAAUUCCAUGCUUGAUGCAAGCGUUUUGCAGUGCUUUCAAAUCGUCCAUUCGUAAUUGUGUAUCGCCUGCUCCACCUGACACGAUCGGCAUACAAGAGUUGGACAGUCUAGAAUCUGUACUGUUACUGAUCGAAGGGUUGUCGUUGGACAAACCCGUUGAGUGUCUAACACAAUUUUGCGAUAGCGUAACUGUUUUGAAACUUGUGCCGCACAUGCAAAGGUGUUUGUCUUUGAGUCACGGCAACACACAACUAGUGGCAAACACGUUGGCCGUGUUAAUUUUAACAUUGAUAUACUUGCCGCGUAACAUAGGAUUAGUUCAAGAUAUUGUACUGGGAACAAAUUUAGAAGGCAGGAUUUCGAAUGUCGAGCUGCACAAAUUGAUUAGAAACAACGAAGACGCUUCAGUCAGAGAGAGAACGUGUGUUCUCCUGUUACAUAUGACCAGACUUAACCCGAACAGUCUGGCCAACGCUUGGCAUCAAACUCUAACAAAUGAUAUUGAAUUUUUAAUGGAUGAUCCAUGCCCCAACGUUGUUCAGGCGGCAACGUAUGCAUCAGAACUAUUGAAAAAAACACAAUUUUACCGUAUCGAAACCGAUCACUGACCGAAGCGAAUGACAGCUCAUCUUUUGAGUUUUUUAUGUUAAUUUGUUUUUUUUUUAUAUACCUUUGUUUGUGCUUUGGAUAUACGAAUCAUUUCCUAUCUUUUACAACGCGUCAUUAAUUAUUAUUAUCGACAAACAAAAUGUGCCAUUGUGAUAUUAUUCAUGUAUUUUUUUGUAUAUAAUACAUAACUACAGCAGAGUGUGUAGUAAUCCUAAGACUAACUCUCGACGAAUUCGUGAAACGGUACGACUAGCCACCUCUUCACAAAAUAUUAGUAUAAGAUAUAUUUUAUUGUUAUUUUUAUUACGAAGAUGAUGAAAAUAAAAUCGUUUAAAAAUCA
Molecule: messenger RNA, 2676 nt
Organism: Adelges cooleyi (spruce gall adelgid)
Lineage: Eukaryota; Metazoa; Arthropoda; Insecta; Hemiptera; Adelgidae
Gene: fu
Exons: 10
Coding region: 344-2335 (663 amino acids)
Biological process (GO): protein phosphorylation
Cellular component (GO): cytoplasm
Molecular function (GO): ATP binding; protein kinase activity
Source: RefSeq, a predicted model, not a curated record